Messenger RNA from Anneissia japonica, 2443 nucleotides. Its product is annotated as regulating synaptic membrane exocytosis protein 2-like. Gene Ontology annotation, cellular component: presynaptic membrane; cytoskeleton of presynaptic active zone. Gene Ontology annotation, molecular function: small GTPase binding; transmembrane transporter binding. Lineage: Eukaryota; Metazoa; Echinodermata; Crinoidea; Comatulida; Comatulidae. Gene Ontology annotation, biological process: intracellular protein transport; regulation of membrane potential; regulation of synaptic plasticity. The record is from RefSeq and is a predicted model, not a curated record.
AUUAUUUAUUUCAGAUCUAAACAGGGAAGAUGUUGAUCGAAGAUGGUGAAACGAAACUAGCUGAUAAAUUUUGAUCAACAUUAUGUAUUUUCGGCGUAAUUAAUAUGCUGAUGAUCGGACAGAUUUAAACACAAUUCAGGUUUUUCAUAUUGCGAUCAAAAAUGAAGCGUUGAAGGUUUGAGAGGAGCCAGUUAAGGCCUCUGUGAUUUACCAGGACUUGACAUAUAACCAGCGAGUCAAGGUUGUCUUGAGGUGGUUCCACCAAAAAGACACCGCUCCUCGUAUUGCGUUGCGCAUAAUAAAUAUAGCGAGUGGGGGAAGAAACUGCUUGUUGCGAGGUGGAUUUUUCGAUCAAUGAAGACUCACUAAGCUUGGUCCAACGCUGAAACGCCUGGGCCAGCAGGACUUUGCUAGUGGAAAAAAUCCAAGCUCAUCAACAGCGAUGGAUUUAGGUGAAAUAGAUUUAAGUCACUUGACUGAGGAGGAAAGGAAACAAAUUGAGGCUGUAAUGAAAAGACAGAAAGAUGAAGAAGAUAAAGAGGCUAAAAUCAAGCGUUGCCAAACCAAGUCAUGUGCUCGUUGUGGUGGAAAGGUUACAUUACGCUCAAACAAGAAAAAUGGAUGUUUGUGCAUAAUGGAAUGCAGUCGGCCAUAGUUACUACAAUGAUAGUGGAUGUAACGUAGCCUUCACAAGUCCAGAGCCAAAUUAGAGAGCAGAGCGCAUGCAUUAUUAUGAAGACUACCAGCUUAAGAAGACAUGCUUUCUGUUGCCAUACUAUUGAUUUUCAGCUCAUCUUGAAUGCGCUGUACCUGCUUCAGUUCAUAAGUAGCCUGUUAAGUUAAACUAAUAAAUAUGUAGCACAUUAAUUUGCAUCCUCUAUUAAUUUUAAUGAAGAUUAUAUCAUUGAAAGUGUAUAAACCUGUUUUAAUUUGUUACAGUAGUAUCGUUGAAGGUGUAGUUUUCCCCCUAAUUCAUUAGUAGUAGGAAGCCUGUAAUUAGCUGUUGUUUAAAUCUUAGAGUAUGUAUUUACCUGUACGUAUGUAUCAAUUUGCAACAAAUGUAAUGAAAAUGGCAUUGAAAUUGUUUUAUUUAAUUUGUAUCGUUUUACUGUUUGAAUUUCCGCUAUCAGCUGUUCAAGUUCAAUUAAUAUGCAGCAGGUGAUAAUAUGCAUAUUAUGAAUAUUCAUAAAGAUUUUAGAGUAUGUGUAACUAUUGAAUCAUAUAUGGUUAACUAUUAUAUAAAUUUUGAUUUAUAAAGCCUCUAAUAAUCAUUCGAUAUUUUGUAUUAUCUAGUCUAAUAAGUAUUCAUGACUCUGUUUAAAAAAAAUUUUUAAUAUACCUUCUUUUCCAAUUCUUAAGGACUGCAAUUAUUAUAGCCUUCCUAUCCUAAUGAAUAUUCAUUUAAUUUAUUACUAUAUAAUCUCAUCUAAUGAAUAUUCAUAAAGAACCUUGAAAUAGUCACUCCGAAUAUUGGUUGUGCUUCAGUGUGUGUCUUAGAAAAUGUACCGUCUCUUCCAAUUCAUGAGGACAGCAAUUAUUGUAGGCUUCUAUUUUAAUGAAUAUGUAUUUAAUUUAUUAAUGAAUAAUCUCAUCUAAUGAAUAUUCAUAAAGAACCUUGAAAUAGUCACUCCCAAUAUUGGAUUGUGCUCCGGUGUAUGUCUGAGAGUAAAUGGAUGAUAUGAUGGAUGUGAAUUGAUUUUGUUUGUCGUCCAGGCAGUAAACUACUUGCGAGUGUUGGUAAGCUGUUCUUAAGCUGUAUUCACACUAUCAAACUGUUGAAUGCCCAUAUAUAGUCAUGAUGUCCCUAUAUAUGGUCAUGAUGUGAUGUCAUCAUGACAAUAUAAUUAGGCUAUAGGUUUUCUAGAUAAUUCAUGCUUGAUAAUUUAUCAUUAAUUAAUGUUUGUAGCUACAGUUACAUGUAGCUAUGAAUUGUUAUUUUUUCUGGUUAGCGUUUUGGUAGAACUAACACUAGCCAUCUGUAUUGUAAAUAUUUUAGUCCUAUAAUACAUCUACAGUACUACUACAAAAACUCAAAGAUAAUACCAUAAUUUCCACUAUUAUUUAUUCAUUUCUUAAAUUGUAUGGUAGUGAAUUAAAGAUACUGUAUAUGUUGAGAAUACUUUAAAAAAUUGAAUUAAAUAAAAUUGAAAUAAUUCAUUGUAGUAAAUGUUUUAAUCCUGUUGAAAUAGACUACAUAUAGUCACAGAUAGUACCAUAAUUUCCACUGUAUAUUUUCAUGUAGGCCUACUUUAAAUAUUUCUUAUAUUGUGUAAUAUGGUAUUGGAUUAAAGGUACUAUACUGUUAUUGAGAAUAUAAAUUGAAUUACUAAAGCUGGCUAUCAGGGUAUGAAUUUUGCCUACUCUAUGUUCCAUACUGCAAAAUGUUGCUAUAUCAGCCUUAGGUGACCACAGCAAUUAAUUUUUCUACAGUAUCAAAAUAAGG